UCAUAAAUUAUCUGUUGCCAGGAAAAAAUUAAAAGUGUCAACUCAAGGAAUACUAAAAAAACUGACAAAAAACUGGAAAACUGCUCCUGUUAGCAAGGUCAUUGCUGCUAAAAAGGCCCCUGCUACAACUAAUGAUACUGCUGGAAAAUGAGUGAUACACAGAAGAAAUUAGUGCAUGAAAUAGGACUGGGGCCGUUGUUGGAUAUAGAACUUCCUCAGCUUGACAAACAAUUCAGCCAUUGGGUUUUAGAUAGCUUUGAAGUCAGUAGUUGUAGUUUUGAGCUGCCUAAAGGUGAGAAAAUUGAAAUUGAGGUGGAGGAUGUGAGAAUUGUAUAUGGUUUGCCAAUGGGAGACAUUCCCAUUGUUGAAGCCAAAUCAGACAGAGCAAGUGAAGAUUUUGGUGUAUUUAUAAAAAAAUUGGAGGUCAAAAUGGCAAGGCAAAACACCAUCUAUAAACCAAAUUAUUGCUCAAUAUACAAGUGAUAAAUUCAAAAACCAAAGGCCAGCAGAAGAAGAUUUUCUCACCAACUUUUUGGUAGUUGCUGUGAAUUGUUUGAUGAAGUGUAUUUCAAACAACCAAUGCCAUUUCAAGUUUCUGUUUUCUAUGAUGGACAAAGAAAAAAUAAAAAACUUGAAUUGGUGUCAGUACGUGUUUGACUCUCUCAUCAGUUGCCAUGUGACAUGGAGAAAGAGUGGAGGAAAAGGAUUCUACAAUGGACCACUGCAAUUUCUGAUGGUAAGUUUACAACACACAAUAGUAAAUUAUAAAAUGUUCAUUUUAGUAACAAUGAAUGUUCAUUAACAAAAUGUUAAAUAUCGAUUUCGUCUAAAAUUUUAAUCUUUUAUAUUAAUUGUUCAUUUGUAUUAUAUUAUAUGUUCAUUUAUAGUAAUGGGUUUUGGUGCAGCUGUUCUACUUUGACAGAGUUCAAAGAUUGAACAAAAAACAACCAAGAACAAUUCCAAUAAUUUCUUGUUGGAAAAGGGAUAUGUCACUUGAAAGGAUAAAAACAGAAAAUGAUUUGAACUAUGGAUAUGGAAAAGUCCUUCCAAGAAUAGAAGAAAAGCCUGAAGACAAUCCUAAGGUCUUUAUGAAUGAAUUUGCAUCAAUGGUACAAGAAGUUGGUGCAUCUUUGGCAAGACUUUCUACCAAAUUGGUUAAGGCAAAAGAGCUCUUCCCUGGGAAUCAGUUGGUCAAGAAGGUAGAUGAAGUGUUGGGAAAGAUGGCAAUAGAACCAUCAAUUCUCAGCAGAGAUGAAGAAAUAUUUGGAUCAGAGGAUUUUUUGAAUGCCAUAGCUCAAAUUGAGAAGGAUCUGAUGGAGGCAAGUGAAGCAGAAAAAAAAGAAAAUAGGAAAUGAGAAGGAAUAUGAUAUAAGGAAGGCAUUCAGUUUGGGUUGCAACUUAACUCCCCCAACUCCAACAACUGGUAAA
Chenopodium quinoa (quinoa) is the source of this 1428-nucleotide messenger RNA. RefSeq lists its product as uncharacterized. The record is from RefSeq and is a predicted model, not a curated record. The coding region runs from base 987 to 1355 and encodes 122 amino acids. Lineage: Eukaryota; Viridiplantae; Streptophyta; Magnoliopsida; Caryophyllales; Amaranthaceae. The transcript is spliced from 2 exons.